This is a messenger RNA of Drosophila mojavensis, 1445 nucleotides long. RefSeq names its product zinc carboxypeptidase. The transcript has 4 exons. The record is from RefSeq and is a predicted model, not a curated record. NCBI's taxonomy places the organism in Eukaryota, Metazoa, Arthropoda, Insecta, Diptera, Drosophilidae. Gene Ontology annotation, molecular function: metallocarboxypeptidase activity; zinc ion binding. Bases 64 to 1329 code for a protein of 421 amino acids. Gene Ontology annotation, biological process: proteolysis.
AAACAAAGGAAGUGGAAGUGGAAGAGAAAGAGACAGGGAGAGAGAGAGAGAGUGAGAGGCAAUAUGAAAGUGCUACUAGUUUUUGUCCUGAUAUCCUUGGCUGCGUUGGCCAGCGCCAGGAAGCCAUUCGCCGCGCGCUACGAUAACUUCAAAGUGUAUCGAGCUUUUGUCGAGGAUAACGAGCAGCUGGUUGAGUUUAAAAAAAUUCAUCACCACCUACAAGUUCAUAUACUUCACGAGAUUGGAGGACCCAAUCGCAGCUAUGAUGUUAUUGUGGGUCCAUUGUUCCAGCGCGCCUUUGAGCAGGUGCUGCACGACUUGCAGGUGCAAUACGAUAUAAUCGUCGAGGAUUUACAAGCUUUGCUGGACGAGUCGUCGGUGGAUGAGGAUGCGCCCAUGGACUGGGAAACCUAUCAUCCGUUGGAUGUCAUCUACGACUGGGUGGAUGAGCAGUGCGACCAGCACGUUUAUCUCGAGUGCCAAGUCAUAGGCCAUUCGUACGAGGGCAGGCCCAUCAAGAGCGUCAAGCUGUCCAAACGUGAGGGCAACAAGGCCAUUGUCAUUGAGGGUAAUAUUCAUGCCAUGGAAUGGAUAUCGUCGGCCACCGUCACUUACAUCCUUAAUCAGUUAAUCAACUCCGAGGAUGAGGAGAUGCAACGUCUGUCCGAGGAGUUUGAUUGGAUUGUGAUGCCGAUGGUGAAUCCCGAUGGAUUUGUCUACACACACGAUGUGGAGCGCCUGUGGCGCAAGAAUCGUCGCCCCAAUGGCUAUUCGAACUCGUCGGGUCCCUGCUAUGGCAUCGAUAUGAAUCGCAAUUUCGAUUACCACUGGAGCGGUGCCGGCUGGGGUAUUGAGGACCCCUGCGAUCAUUGGUUCGGCGGUGAUGAGCCGAACUCGGAACGUGAAAUUCUGGCCCUGCAGGAGUUUGUCAACUCCUUUGAGGAUGGCUAUAUACGCGCCUAUCUGGCCUUCCAUGCCUACGGCCAGUAUGUCCUGCUGCCCUAUGGACACACAAACACUGAAUUUCCGCCCAACUAUGAUCAAAUGAUGCGUAUUGCUGCUGCCUUUGCCGAUGCCGCUGAAGAUGCGUUUGGCUCCGUUUUCACCUAUGGUGCCAGCGGUUUAUUGAACUAUGUUGUGUCUGGUGCGGCUAAGGACUGGGCCUACGGGGUUAAGAAUAUACCAUUCACCUGCACUGUCGAGCUGCGUGAUAAGGGCACAUUUGGCUUCUUCCUGCCAUCCAAUCAAAUUACGGAAGUUGGCGUCGAGGUCACCGAAGGCCUUAAAUCGCUCGUUGCCAAAGCAGUCGAUGAGGGCAUUUUCGAUUGAAAUCGGUCGAGAGUCGAGAGGACACAUUUCUGACUCUCACAAAUCUCGACAACAAUUGGAUUAGCUUGUAGCGAACCUCUAUGAAUAUAUAUACAAAUAAAAAUAAUACAAAUGUA